UUUGAAAUCUACACUCGGGGUGAGGGAUUCAUCUACAAAUACAAAACCACACAGACAGGACAAGAAUCAUGAAGGUGAUUGCAGUGCUCGUUUUGGCUGUAUUUACAGUUUGCAAUGCCAACCUCUUCUAUGCUGAUGAGCCCAAACCACAGCUGGAGCAGCUGAAAGAUACAUUCUGGGACUAUGUGGCCAAGGCAACACGCACUGCAGAGGACACAGUUCAGAUGAUCAGGAAGUCUCAGCUGGGCCAGGAUGUUAGCGCUAGGUUGACAGAGAGUGCCGAUGUGGCCAGCCAGUAUGCCGUCACCCUCCAGAAUCAGAUGACCCCUCUGGCUCAGGAGCUCAUGACCAAGAUCACCCAGGAGGCUGAGGUUCUGAGAGAGCGUCUGGAGCAGGACCUGACCACCGUCAAGGGGAAACUGGAGCCUUACACGGAGGACAUGAGGGCCCAGGUUCUGCAGAGGGUUGAGGAGCUCAAGGCUGCCGUGGCUCCCUAUGCCCAGUCCGAGUCCCUGAAGACCACCCUGCUCCAGAAGAGUGAGGAGCUGAAGGGGAGUCUGGAGCAGAGUGUGAAGGAGCUGCAGUCCCAGCUGGGCCCCUACACCGAGGAGCUCAGGCAGAAGGUGGACCAGCACCUGCAGGACUUCCAGACCAACGUGGCCCCCUUGGCUGCCGACCUCCAGACCCAGCUGGCCCAGAGAGCCCAGAUGGUUCAGCAGAACCUGGCACCCUACGCGGAAGACCUGAAAGGCAAGCUGGACCCCUACGCCCAGAACCUCAGGGCUCAGCUCACCUCCCUCUAUGAGUCCUUCACCAAAGCUAACUAAAGUGCAUAAACUGGACACUGACUUAUGUGCGUAAUUAUUUUUGUGUACAUGAAUACACUCCCAUGAUUCCACAGAAUAUGCUAUUCCCUUCUCCUCCUGUUGUUUGGCUGUUGAGUAAAAAACGGAAAACUUUUAGUUGUCAUAAUGAUGUAUAACAUUGAUAGUUGUCUGUUUUACAGUUUAAAAUGAUGUGAUUUCAAUUUGUGCUAUUUAUUCUUAAAUAAAAAUA
This is a messenger RNA of Alosa alosa (allis shad), 1056 nucleotides long. Its product is annotated as apolipoprotein A-I-like. Bases 69 to 827 code for a protein of 252 amino acids. The transcript is spliced from 4 exons. The record is from RefSeq and is a predicted model, not a curated record. Gene Ontology annotation, biological process: cholesterol efflux; lipoprotein metabolic process; phospholipid efflux. NCBI's taxonomy places the organism in Eukaryota, Metazoa, Chordata, Actinopteri, Clupeiformes, Clupeidae. Gene Ontology annotation, molecular function: phosphatidylcholine-sterol O-acyltransferase activator activity; phospholipid binding; cholesterol binding. Gene Ontology annotation, cellular component: chylomicron; extracellular region; blood microparticle.